Striga asiatica is the source of this 1325-nucleotide messenger RNA. The record is from the annotation of a GenBank genome assembly. Lineage: Eukaryota; Viridiplantae; Streptophyta; Magnoliopsida; Lamiales; Orobanchaceae.
CAUCUCUUUAAAUAGAACUAAAAAAACCCUCACCAUUCCCAUGUAUCCCAUCACAUUCACUCUAAUAUUCAUACUUUCUUCAACCAAGUUUCAAACAAACAUAAACACACAAACAUAUGGAGCAAGGCAAAAAAAUGGCCCUUAUUGUGGGUUGCAACUAUCUCAACACCCCAAACGAGCUGCGCGGUUGCCAUAAUGACGCGUUAGCCAUGCGUGACUUGCUCAUAGCCCGAUUCGGAUUCAGCCCAGAUAACAUUGGGCUUAUGAUGGACAAGCCCGGAAGCCCAAUAAUGCCAACUGGAGCCAACAUCAAGACCGCACUAAACGAAAUGGUCGAUCGGGCCAAAAAAGGAGAUGUCUUGUUCUUUCACUACUCUGGCCACGGGACUCUUAUCAAGCGUCACGGUUUAUCCAAGAGAGAGGAAGCUAUUGUACCUUGUGAUUUCAAUCUCAUCACCAGUGUGGACUUCAGGGAGCUUGUGAACCGUGUCCCGAGUGGAGUAAAGUUCACGAUCCUCUCCGACUCGUGCCACAGCGGAGGACUUAUCGACAAAGAAAAGGAACAAAUGGGCCCUUGUACGGCCCAUUUCAAUAGUGGGCCCCACCAAAAGCCCAAGGCUAUCCCUCUCCAGUCUAUACUUGAGUAUUUUACCUCACUAACAAGCAAAACCAGCACAGAGAUAGGCGAACACCUGGCGGAGGUUUUCGGGCCGGACGCCAGCCUCAUGUUCCAGCCCGGCCCGGUCGACAGGCCGCUGAAGGAUGACGAGGGGAUACUGCUGAGCGGGUGCCAGGCGGACGAGACCUCUGCUGACGUGGAAUUUGCGGGAAGCGCGUGUGGCGCCUUCAGCAAUGCCGUUCAAACGGUGGUGAAGGAGAAUCUGAAGAGGGAUUUGAGUAAUCGGGAAAUUGUGGCCAUGGCUCGAAAGGUUCUUUCUUUACAGCAUUUGGGGAACCAGCAUCCGUGUCUGUAUUGCAGUGACGAAAAUGCCGAUGCCGUUUUCUUGGGCGGACCAAAGGCGACGAGCUGAAAAGAAUAUUUCGAAUUUUUUUUUUAUAGCAGUUUUUAUUUUUUAUUUUUUUUCUAAUCAUAUGAACAAAAUCCAUGUCCUGUUGCUUAUGUUACAUACUGUAUUGACUAUUGAGUAUCUUGUAAAAUCAUUAUUGUCUUAAAUCACCAUUGUUUCUCUUCUCACAAAAUUACCCCUUCAAAAUGGGGUCCUUUUCUGGGAUAAAAAAUCUCUAGAAAACAGGUAAAUUGUGGCUUUGAAAGAAAACAGAAGACUUGUAUAGUUUUCCUAAACUUCAGGGGUGAUUUUCCCAAC